ACUGAAGGCACCGACAAUGAGUUGCAUCUCUACACAACAAACAACGAACGUAUGGACGCCAACUCUGAAGUUGCAAGCCGUAGAAUGUUGGAAGCCAACAAAAAGUACCUGGCGGAGCUGGAUACAAUGCACAACGACGACAACAUCAAAAGGCACCUUUUACCUCAUCUGAACGGUGUGCUGAAACACGCUGUAGCCCAGUGCAAAGCUGUAUCAUCUGUAAUUGCCAACAUAGAGCCAAUGAAACCCAAAAUGAAGAUACACCCAAACCAGAAAUUGCAGCUUCAGCUUCAGCCAAUGAAGAAGGUAAAGAAACGAAAAGCAACUAAAAAAGGUUUCACUGGACCAUCUUCUGAGGACCGAAGGAAAAUACUUAAGACACUACUACAAAGUGAAAGUUAUGAAGAGGAUGAUAACAGAUAUGAUGACCAGACUGUAAUAGAACAGUCAACCAAAGAAGGUGCCAAGCAAGCCUGUACAUAUAGAGGAGAGCAGUCAACCAAAGAAACAAGCACACCAUCCCAUCACAAUCCCAGACAAAAGGCACAAAUACAAUCAGAGCAAGUGUUGAGGAAACAGCGAUCCAGUUUUACCCCACCUUUGUCCUCUGUGAAGAGCCUUGGACAGACUCUGUACAGGCAUGGGCCAUACAAUAUAACAAUGGUUCACCUGAAAUCUUUAGAGACUGAUCUUCCCAUUGAAGAGAAAGAGGCACUGAAUUCACAUGAUGGAAAGUUUGUGACUGGAUGGCUUUAUGAUUCUAUCAUCGAUUCAUUUUUCUACUUGCUAGAAAAUCAGCACGAAAAGAUUCUGUGUGCUUCCUGUACUCUAAUGACAGCUUGUCUUAGUGGCUCAUCUGUGAGGGCAGUGUGGCAAAAUGUGGACAUCACAAGGAAAGAUUUCAUUCUUAUUCCAUGGAAUAGUACAGGUGGGCAUUGGGUACUGAUUGUAGUAGAUGUAAAGAAAGGCGUCAUAAUGUACCUUGACCCAAUGGAAACUGGGUUCACAAAAACAGCAGAAGAAGGAUGUUCCAUUGUGACUCAAUUGCUGCACAUCAAGUUUCCAAAAGGUUUCAACCAUCUUCAAGUGAUGCUUCCAAACAAGACAGGCCAGAAGGAUGGCAGAAGCUGUGGUGUCCUUGUGUGUUUCUACGGGGAGCAGAUAGUGAGAGGUGACAGUCUUACCUCACCCAUCAUAACAAAUGAAUAUAGAAGGAGAAUAUUCCAGAGAGUAUCUAACAAUGCACAGAUAUGACAACCCAAAGCAUUGAAUAAAAAUCAAAACAGCACAAGGGUCAGUUACUUACCCAAGCCUUGAUGCAAAGCGGACUUAUGAUUUACAUUGAUGCUCAACUCGGAGAAACACCAGGAAGGUGUAUGUAGUACCAUCGAUCAAAGAAGCAAACAUGAUCCCAUUAGGAUAAAAGGCAGCAAGGUCACAAAGUAUCGGAGCAAGGUAUAAAAGACAACCUCUAUGCAAUGGCAACCACCAGCUGAACAAGAUAGAGACACAAAAAAUCUCCUUCAUAUGAGCGUCUCCAGGACCAGACAGUCAAAAAAAUGAAUGUACACCAGUACAUUAUCAGAUGGAUGGGAUCGGGAGACAAGGAUAUGAAGUCUGUUUAUGAAAAGGUGAAAGAAAUAACACUGGAGAAAGGCCUGUAGAUUUAUGAAAACAGCCAAGGUCAGUAUUUCAACACAAAGAUAUCUACAAGUUGUCUUGCUCAUCCUCUGGUGGCCUGAAACAAGUAAUCAGAAUGACCGAAUCUGCAUAAACCUCAAGGGCCCGAAAAGAUGUCAAGGUCAUCAGCGGUGCUGUUGCAGGUAGUUGCCAUCACCCAUAACUGAAACUAAAACAGCAAGCAAGGACAAACAUGUUGAAGACAAGGACUGGGAAGUGCUAAUAGAUGGAAGAGACAAGCUUGAUGGAUGAACAGACCACUUUGAUGAACAUUCAACAGACCCCUUCCAAAGUUCAAAGAAGACAAUGGUGCAAAUGAUACUUACCUUACCUUGAGCUAGCUACAACAAUGAACCUCCAUUGCAACAUAUGUUCCAUCAGAGACUUUGAUUGUCAGUUAAGUUCAAUAAAAACAAAUCUGUAAAUAGGGUUUAUGAAAAGGGGAAACAUGAUCUUAUCACCAUGAGAGGUAACAAAGGGAAAUUGUUAAUUCCAACUUCUAAUUGUUGUGGUUUUGAGGACAUCCUAUAGGUCCAACUUAAAAUGAUCAUCAAGAUCCAGGAUGUAAAUAUGUAUUUAAAGAUGUAGAUACUGGACAUGUAUAAAGAAGUCAGCUCAGCUGCCAUGACAAUCACGGACUGUGUUAUGUGAUAUAUGCUAUAAGGAAAGUAGUCCAUGGCUACAUCCCCACAAGCAUUAAUACUGUCCCACUUUUUACGUAACGAAACCAGUUAAACUUAAGAAUACAUACUGGUGCAUCCCCCGUUGGUGGACAAAGAAAAAAACCCUACAUGUGUUUAUCAUGGUUAUUGGGCAAAGAAAACUGACGCAUAAGCUAACUUACCUGCCCCCCCACGCAAAAUAAUCACACCUAUCUCAUCUGUACAAUGUCUCACCUGGCCCACACGCAAAAUAAACACACCUAUCUCACCUGUUUAAUGUCUCACCUGGCCCCUAGGCAAAGUAAACAUACCUAUCUCACCUGUACAUUGUCUCACCUGGCCCCCACGCAAAAUAAACACACCUAUCUCACCUGUUCAAUGUCUCACCUGGCCCAUAGGCUAUCUAAACACACCUUUCCACCUGUACAAUGUCUCACCUGGCCUCCACGCAAAAUAAACACACCUAUCUCACCUGUUUAAUGUCUCACCUGGCCCCUAUUCAAAGUAAACACACCUAUCGUAUAUGUGCAAUGUCUCACCUGGCCCCUACUCAAAAAAGUCACACCGAUCCACCUGUACAGUGUCUCACCUGGCCCCUAUUCAAAGUAAACACACCUAUCUCACCUAUACAAUGUCUCACCUGGCUCUAGUCAAAGUAAACACACCUAUCUCACCUGUACCAUGCCUCACCUGGCCUCAAUUAAGUAAACAAAACUAUAUCACCUGCACAAUGUCCCACCUGGCCCCUAGGCAAAGUAAACAAACCUAUCUCACUUGUACAGUGCCUCACUUGGUCCCUAGGCAAAGUAAACACACCUAUCUCACCUGUACAAUGUCUCACCUGGUCCCUAUUCAAGGUAAACACACCUAUCUCACCUCUACAAUAUCCCACCUGAUCCCUAUUCAAAGUAAACAAACCUAUCUCACUUGUACAGCGUCUCACCUGACCCCUAGUCAAAGUAAACACAACUAUCUCACCUGCACAAUGUCCCACCUGGGCCCUA
This is a messenger RNA of Branchiostoma floridae (Florida lancelet), 3346 nucleotides long. RefSeq lists its product as uncharacterized. Lineage: Eukaryota; Metazoa; Chordata; Leptocardii; Amphioxiformes; Branchiostomatidae. Gene Ontology annotation, biological process: proteolysis. The record is from RefSeq and is a predicted model, not a curated record. Gene Ontology annotation, molecular function: deNEDDylase activity; cysteine-type peptidase activity. The coding region runs from base 52 to 1254 and encodes 400 amino acids. The transcript has a single exon.